This is a messenger RNA of Suncus etruscus (white-toothed pygmy shrew), 1892 nucleotides long. It is a transcript of the gene F2, whose product is annotated as coagulation factor II, thrombin. NCBI's taxonomy places the organism in Eukaryota, Metazoa, Chordata, Mammalia, Eulipotyphla, Soricidae. Bases 27 to 1892 code for a protein of 621 amino acids. Gene Ontology annotation, molecular function: calcium ion binding; serine-type endopeptidase activity. Gene Ontology annotation, cellular component: extracellular region. The transcript is spliced from 14 exons. Gene Ontology annotation, biological process: blood coagulation; platelet activation; proteolysis. The record is from RefSeq and is a predicted model, not a curated record.
CCCUCAGUUCCAGGAGCCGGCACGCCAUGGCGCACGUCCGGGGGCUAUGGCUGCCCGGCUACGUGGCCCUGGCCACCCUGCUCUGCCUCGGUCACUGCCAGCAAGUGUUCCUGGCCCCGCAGCAGGCGCUGGCGCUGCUCUCACGGGUUCGCCGGGCCAACAGCGGCCUUCUGGAGGAGAUGCGCCAAGGCAACCUGGAACGUGAGUGCUUGGAGGAGGUGUGCGUCUACGAGGAGGCCUUCGAGGCCAUCGAGUCCACCCACGGCACGGAUGUGUUCUGGGCCAAGUACACGGCUUGUGACUCGGUGAAAACAGUUCGAGACAAGCUCAGUGAAUGUAUGGAAGGCAGCUGUGCUGAAGGACUGGGCACAAACUACCGAGGGAAUGUGAGUGUCACGGUCUCAGGCAUCGAGUGCCAGCUCUGGAGGAGUCGCUACCCACAUAAGCCUGAAAUCAACUCCACUACCCACCCUCGGGCCGACCUGCAGGAGAAUUUCUGCCGCAACCCGGACGGCAGCAGUACCGGGCCCUGGUGCUACACCACGAACCCUACAGUGCGGAGGGAGGAGUGCAUCGUGCCUGUGUGUGGCCAGAUGUGGGUCCCUGGGCCAAUGACACCCCGCACCAAAGGCCCCACCGUGAAUGUCCCUUCUCCAUCUGAGUGUGUGCCUGAGCGCGGCCGCUACUACGAGGGCCAACUGGCAGUCACCAUGCAUGGGAACCCCUGCCUGCCCUGGGAUGACCAGAAGGCCCAGGGGCAGAGCAAGGUCCAGGCCUUCCAGCCCGACGUGCCAGUGCUCCAGAACUUCUGCCGCAACCCAGACCAGGACCAGGAGGGUGCUUGGUGCUAUGUAGCAGGUGGUGGCUUCGAGUACUGCGACCUCAACUACUGUGAGGAAUUCCUGGAGGAGGAGGAGGAAGGGACCGAUAUAACGGACUUCGAUCUGGCAACGGCCAUCGAAGGGCGCACGUCCUCCGAUAAUUUCCAGCCCUUCUUUGACGAGAAGACCUUCGGCCUCGGGGAAUCAGACUGUGGGCUGCGGCCGCUGUUUGAGAAGAAGUCAGUGGAGGACAAGUCAGAGCAUGAGCUUCUGGAGUCUUACAUCGAAGGGCGCAUCGUGGGCGGGCAGGAAGCUGAGAUUGGGUUGGCACCCUGGCAGGUGAUGCUGUUCCGGAAGAGCCCCCAGGAACUGCUGUGUGGGGCCAGCCUUCUCAGCGAUCGCUGGGUCCUCACAGCUGCCCACUGCCUGUUCUACCCACCCUGGGACAAGAACUUCACGGUGAAUGACCUGCUGGUGCGCAUUGGCAAGCACUCCCGCACCAGGUACGAGCGGAACAUCGAGAAGAUCUCCAUGCUGGAAAGGAUCAUCAUCCACCCGCGGUACAACUGGCGGGAGAACCUCGACCGCGACAUUGCUCUACUGAAGCUCAAGAAGCCCAUUCACUUCACUGACCACAUUGCCCCUGUGUGCCUGCCGGACAGGGAGACGGCCAACAAAUUACUCCAGGCUGGACACAAAGGGCGGGUGACCGGCUGGGGUAACCUGAAGGAGACAUGGACAGUGAGCCCCGGGGAGUUGCAGCCCACUGUGCUGCAGGUAGUCAACCUGCCCCUUGUGGAGCGGCAGAUCUGCAAGGACUCUACAAGAAUCAGAGUCACCGACAACAUGUUUUGUGCUGGCUAUAAGCCCGAUGAAGCAAAGAGAGGGGAUUCUUGUGAAGGCGACAGUGGGGGCCCCUUUGUCAUGAAGAGCCCCUAUAACCACCGCUGGUACCAGAUGGGCAUUGUCUCGUGGGGUGAAGGCUGUGACAGGGACGGGAAAUAUGGCUUCUACACUCAUGUGUUCCGCCUGAAGAAGUGGAUGCAGAAGGUGAUUGACCGGUAUGGCUAG